Trichosurus vulpecula (common brushtail) is the source of this 10060-nucleotide messenger RNA. RefSeq names its product piezo type mechanosensitive ion channel component 2 (gene PIEZO2). Gene Ontology annotation, molecular function: mechanosensitive monoatomic ion channel activity; monoatomic cation channel activity. The transcript is spliced from 56 exons. Lineage: Eukaryota; Metazoa; Chordata; Mammalia; Diprotodontia; Phalangeridae. The record is from RefSeq and is a predicted model, not a curated record. Gene Ontology annotation, biological process: detection of mechanical stimulus; cellular response to mechanical stimulus; regulation of membrane potential. The coding region runs from base 1 to 8604 and encodes 2867 amino acids. Gene Ontology annotation, cellular component: plasma membrane.
AUGGCCUCAGAAGUGGUCUGUGGACUGAUCUUCAGGCUUCUGCUCCCUAUCUGUCUGGCAGUUGCGUGUGCUUUCCGGUACAAUGGGCUUUCAUUUGUCUACCUCAUCUACCUCUUGCUCAUUCCUCUGUUUUCAGAACCCACCAGAACGACAAUGCAAGGGCAUACGGGACGCUUGUUAAAGUCCCUGUGUUUCACCAGUCUAUCAUUCCUGUUGCUGCAUAUCAUCUUUCACAUUACAUUAGCUAGCCUGGAGGCUCAACAUCGGAUCGCACCUAAUUAUAACUGCUCAACAUGGGAGAAGACAUUUCGUCAGAUUGGCUUUGAAAGCUUGAAGGGAGCAGAUGCUGGCAAUGGGAUCAGAGUAUUUGUGCCAGAUAUCGGAAUGUUCAUUGCUAGCUUGACCACAUGGCUCGUUUGCAGAAAUAUUGUACAGAAGCCAAUGCCAGAAGAUGCAGCCCAGUACAACAUGCAGUUUGAAAAUGAAGAAAUGGCUGGAGGAGAAAAAGCAGAUUCUGAAGAAGCCUUGAUAUAUGAAGAGGAUUUAGAUGCAGGAGAUGCUAUUGAAGGAGAAUUGGAAGAAAGUACAAAAUUAAAAAUAUUGCGUAGGUUUGCCUCACUUGCUUCCAAAUUGAAAGAGUUCAUUGGCAAUAUGAUCGCCACUGCUGGAAAAGUUGUUGUGACCAUCUUACUUGGUUCAACAGGUAUGAUGUUACCAUCUUUGACGUCAUCAGUAUAUUUCUUUGUAUUUUUGGGACUAUGCACAUGGUGGUCCUGGUGCCGGACUUUUGACCCACUGAUAUUCAGCUGUCUUUGUGUUUUGAUGGCCAUCUUCUCUGCUGGGCACUUGAUUGGACUUUAUUUAUACCAGUUCCAAUUUUUUCAGGAAGCAGUUCCACCUGGAGACUAUUAUGCAAGGUUAUUUGGCAUCACAUCAGUAAUUCAAACAAACUGUUCAAGCACUUGGAAGAUCAUAGUACACCCAAAGUUGUCCUGGUAUCAUCAUGCCAACCCCAUCCUAUUGCUGGUGACAUACUAUACUCUUGCAACUCUAAUUCGACUCUGGCUACAAGAACCCAUUGUUCAGGAUGAUGAAACCAAUGAAGAAGAUAAAGAUAUGUCUUGCAGUCCCAUGCAAAUCACUGCAGAAAGAAGGCGAAGUCUGUGGUAUGCAACCCACUACCCAACUGAUGAGAGAAAACUGUUGUCCAUGACCCAAGAUGACUACAAACCAUCUGAUGUCCUGUUGGUCACUGUGAAUGGCGCUCCUGUUGAUUACCAUACCAUACAUCCUACUCUACCCAUCGAGAAUGGGCCAGCCAAAGCUGACAUGUAUUCUACACCACAAUAUAAAUGGGAGCCAUCUGAUGAAACAUCAGAAAAGAAAGAAGAAGAAGAAGAAGAGGAAGAGGAAGAAGAAGAAAAAAGGAGCCAAGAGGAAAAGCCAAACGUUAAAGUUCAUGCCAUGGUCUCUGUGUUCCAGUUUAUUAUGAAACAGAGUUACAUCUGUGCCCUCAUCGCCAUGAUGGCCUGGAGUAUUACAUAUCAUAGCUGGCUGACUUUUGUGCUAUUGAUUUGGUCUUGCACUCUUUGGAUGAUUCGCAACAGAAGAAAAUACGCAAUGAUCAGUUCUCCUUUCAUGGUUGUUUAUGGGAAUCUACUACUGACAUUACAAUACAUAUGGUCUUUUGACCUUGAGGAAAUUAAAGAGGUUCCAGGAUUUCUAGAAAAAAAAGCACCAGGGGAACUUGCAUCAAAGAUUCUUUUCACCAUUACUUUCUGGCUGCUACUAAGGCAGCACCUCACAGAGCAAAAAGCACUUCGAUUAAAGGAAGCUCUUUUAUCUGAGGUCAAAAUUGGAAGCCAGGAAGAUGAGGAAAAAGAUGAAGAACUGCAAGACAUACAAGUGGAAGGAGAAGCCAAGGAAAAGGAAGAAGAUAAAGGAAAGAUAAAAAAGCACGAAAGCAAGAAAGAAGAAGAUCAUGAUGAAGAAGAUGAUGACCAGGACAUCAUGAAAGUGAUGGGAAAUUUGGUGAUGGCCAUGUUCAUUAAAUAUUGGAUUUAUGUUUGUGGAGGAAUGUUCUUCUUUGUCAGCUUUGAGGGUACAAUUGUAAUGUACAAAAUCAUCUAUAUGGUGCUCUUCCUGUUUUGUGUGGCCUUGUACCAGGUCCACUAUGAAUGGUGGAGGAAGAUACUAAAAUAUUUUUGGAUGUCAGUAGUUAUUUACACUAUGCUGGUGCUUAUCUUCAUAUACACAUAUCAGUUUGAAAAUUUCCCAGGCCUAUGGGAGAAUAUGACAGGAUUGAAUCAAAAAAAGCUGGAAGAUCUUGGUUUGAAGAAGUUUACUAUUACAGAGCUAUUUACUCGCAUAUUUAUCCCAACUUCCUUCUUGCUGGUGUGUAUAUUACACCUUCAUUAUUUCCACGACCGCUUCCUGGAGCUCACAGAUCUAAAGUCUAUACCUAGCAAAGACGACAACACCAUCUACAGCCAUGCCAAAGUCAAUGGUCGUGUAUAUCUCAUAAUAAAUAGCAUCAAGAAAAAAUUACCAAUCCACCAAAAUGAACUGGCGAAUCCAGAGGGAAGCCUUCCAGACCUCGCCAUGAUGAAUCUAACUGCAAGCAUGGAAAAGGAGGCAAUGAAGAAACUUGAAGAGGAUGGUCAGGAGAAGACAGAAGAGUACUAUGAGGAAGAGGAGAAAGGUGGGGAUAGAAAAGACAGUGAAGAUGAGGAGGAGGAAGAUGACGAUGGAGAAGAGGAAUCUGAGGAAGAAGAAGAAGAAACUUCAGAUUUAAGAAACAAAUGGCAUCUAGUAAUUGACCGCCUCACAGUGCUAUUCUUAAAAUUCUUGGAGUACUUUCACAAGCUGCAGGUUUUCAUGUGGUGGAUUUUGGAAUUACACAUCAUCAAAAUUGUUUCAUCAUAUAUCAUCUGGGUUACAGUAAAAGAGGUGUCUCUCUUCAACUAUGUAUUUCUGAUUUCCUGGGCUUUUGCUCUGCCCUAUGCCCAACUACGCCGUCUGGCUUCAAGCAUCUGCACUGUCUGGACAUGUGUGAUUAUUGUCUGCAAGAUGUUAUACCAGCUUAACACCAUUGAUCCUGCCAAAUUUUCUGUUAAUUGUACCUGGCCAAAUGAAAAUCAAACAAAUAUAAAUUUAACAUAUUUGAACACAUCCAUGCUCUACAGUGGUCCCAUUGAUCCAUCAGAGUGGGUUGGACUGAGAAAAUCUUCUCCAUUGCUUGCAUACCUCAGGAAUAAUCUACUGAUGCUAGCUAUUCUGGCCUUUGAAGUAACUAUUUACCGCCAUCAGGAAUAUUAUAGAUGUAGAAAUAACCUAACAGCACCUGUGUCUAAAACCAUUUUUCAUGACAUUACAAGAUUGCACCUGGACAAUGGACUCAUCAAUUGUGCCAAGUAUUUCAUAAACUACUUUUUCUACAAGUUUGGGUUGGAGACCUGUUUCCUAAUGUCAGUUAAUGUAAUUGGCCAGCGAAUGGAUUUUUAUGCUAUGAUUCAUGCCUGUUGGUUAAUUGCCGUAUUAUAUCGGCGAAGAAGAAAAGCUAUUGCAGAGAUCUGGCCAAAGUACUGUUGCUUUCUGGCAUGCAUCAUCACAUUCCAGUACUUUGUGUGUAUUGGCAUUCCACCUGCUCCUUGUAGAGAUUAUCCAUGGAGAUAUAAUGGUGCCAGAUUUGACAACAACAUCAUAAAGUGGUUAUACUUCCCAGAUUUCAUUGUGCGGCCCAACCCAGUUUUUCUUGUCUAUGACUUCAUGCUGCUGCUGUGUGCCUCCUUACAGCGGCAAACUUUUGAGGAUGAAAACAAAGCUGCUGUACGCAUCAUGGCUGGGGACAAUGUGGAAAUCUGUAUGAGCCUUGAUGCAGCAUCUUUUAGCCAACAUAACCCUGUGCCAGAUUUCAUUCACUGCCGGUCUUACUUGGACAUGUACAAAGUGGUUAUCUUUAGCUAUCUCUUCUGGUUCGUUCUUACAAUCAUCUUCAUUACUGGAACCACUAGGAUCAGCAUAUUCUGCAUGGGUUAUUUGGUGGCCUGUUUCUAUUUCCUGCUGUUUGGGGGAGAUUUGCUGUUGAAACCCAUCAAAAGCAUCCUCCGCUAUUGGGACUUGCUGAUUGCAUACAAUGUUUUUGUGAUUACAAUGAAAAAUAUACUGUCAAUUGGAGCAUGUGGUUACAUUGAGUCCUUAGUUAAAAACAGUUGUUGGUUCAUCCAAGCCUUCAGCUUGGCAUGUACUGUCAAAGGCUACAAAAUGCCGCUUGAUAACAAGGAAUGUAAAUUGCCCAGUGGUGAGGCCGGGAUUAUCUGGGACAGUAUAUGUUUUGCAUUCCUUUUGCUACAAAGAAGAGUUUUCAUGAGUUACUAUUUCCUCCAUGUGGUUGCUGACAUAAAAGCUUCACAAAUCCUGGCAUCAAGAGGUGCUGAACUUUUCCAGGCUACAAUUGUAAAGGCUGUGAAGGCAAGAAUGGAGGAAGAGAAAAAAUCAAUGGACCAGCUGAAGAGACAAAUGGACCGUAUCAAAGCCAGGCAACAGAAAUACAAAAAGGGGAAGGAGAGAAUGCUGAGUUUGACCCAGGAGUCAGGUGAAGGACAGAGUCUUCAAAGAGUGUCUGAAGAGGAUGAUGAAAGAGAAGCAGACAAACAGAAAGCCAAGGGCAAAAAAAAGCAGUGGUGGCGGCCUUGGGUUGAUCAUGCUUCCAUGGUCAGGAGUGGAGAUUAUUAUUUAUUUGAGACCGAUAGUGAAGAGGAAGAAGAAGAGGAAGAAAAAAAAGAUGAAGAACCACCAAGAAAGUCAGCAUUCCAGAGAGCUAUUGGGAAGUUUGCAUCAGCCAUUUUAGCCUUGCCAAAGUCUGUCAUUAAACUUCCCAAAACUAUUCUUCAGUACUUAAUCAGAGCUGCAAAGUUUGUUUAUCAGGCCUGGAUUACUGAUCCUAAAACAGCUCUCCGACAGAGAAGAAAGGAAAAGAAAAGGUCUGCAAGAGAAGAGCAAAAAAGGAGGAGGAAAGGAUCUGGGGAGGGUCCUGUGGAAUGGGAAGACCGAGAAGAAGAGCCAUUAAAAAAGAAAUCUGAUGGUCCAGAUAACAUCAUCAAAAGGAUAUUCAAUAUUUUAAAGUUUACCUGGGUCCUGUUUUUGGCAUCAGUGGAUAGUUUUACAACCUGGCUUAAUUCAAUUUCAAGGGAGCACAUCGAUAUAUCUACAGUACUGAGAAUUGAGCGAUGCAUGUUGACCAGAGAAAUUAAAAAGGGCAACGUUCCAACUCGGGAGAGCAUCCAUAUGUACUAUCAAAACCACAUUAUGAAUCUUUCUAGAGAGUCUGGACUGGACACAAUUGAUGAAAACUCUGGUGCUGUUUCAGACCUGAAAACAGCCCGAAGGAUGGAUAGCUUAGAUUCUCAUGACAGUAUUUCCAGCUGCUACACUGAAGCAACCUUGCUGUUCUCAAGGCAGUCCACCCUUGAUGAUUUAGAUGGACGAGAAACUAUUCCUAAAACAAGUGAGCGGGCCCGGCCUAGGCUUCGUAAAAUGUACAGCAUGGAUAUGUCCUCCUCAUCAGCUGACAGUGGCAGUUUAGCAUCAAGUGAGCCCACCCAGUGUACCCUGCUGUAUUCUCGCCAGGGGACAACUGAAACCAUUGAAGAAGUAGAAGCAGAGCAGGAAGAAGAAGUAGUGGGCCCCCUGCCUGAGCUAAAAGAUGAAGAGGACGAUGAGUAUGAUGAGGACUCAGUGGAGGUGGACCUCACCUCAGACGCCGAGUUGCCACAGUAUUCCACUGUGGAUACUGUGGAUACAAUGGAUACCAUGGAUGGUGAUGUAGAGCCCCCACCUUCCUAUAGCAAAGCAGUGAGCUUUGAACGCCUCUCCUUUGGCUCCCACGAUGACUCUGAUGACAAGAACCAUAUGGUAGUGAGUCCAGAUGACAGCCGGACAGAUAAGUCAGAGAUAAGCAUCCCGCUCCCUUUGACACAUGAGCUGACAGCCAGUGAGCUUCUCUUAAACAAGAUGUUUCAUGAUGAAGAGCUAGAAGAGUCAGAAAAAUUUUAUGUUGACCAACCUCGAUUCUUGCUCCUAUUUUAUGCCCUCUACAACACUCUAGUGGCCCGCUCAGAAAUGGUCUGUUAUUUUGUGAUUAUCCUCAAUCACAUGAUCUCGGCAUCCAUGAUUACCCUUGUCCUUCCUAUCCUUAUCUUCCUCUGGGCCAUGCUCUCGGUCCCUAGGCCCAGUAGGCGUUUCUGGAUGACAGCCAUUGUCUAUACAGAGGUGGCCAUUGUCAUCAAAUAUUUCUUCCAAUUUGGGUUCUUUCCCUGGAACAAGAAUCUGGAUUUCUACAAAGACAAGCCAUACCAUCCACCAAACAUCAUUGGGGUGGAGAAAAAAGAGGGUUAUGUGCUUUAUGAUCUUAUUCAGCUCCUGGCUCUUUUCUUCCACCGAUCAAUUUUAAAGUGUCACGGUUUAUGGGAUGAAGAUGAUACUGUUGACACUGGGACCAAUAAAGAUGACUCUGAUGAUGAACUCUCACUAAACACGGGAAGAAGAGAUUCCUCUGACUCAUUGAAAUCUAUCAAUCUCGCAGCAUCAGUGGAAUCAGUCCAUGUCCACUUCCCAGAGCAACAGGCGGCCAUCAGACGAAAGAGCUCUAGCAGCAACUCACACCUGUCCCACAGAUCGAGCUUCUCCUCAAACAGGUCCAAGAGAGGCAGCACCAGUACUCGGAACAGUAGUCAAAAAGGCAGCAGCGUACUCAGCAUUAAGCAAAAGAGUAAAAGGGAACUGUAUAUGGAAAAGUUCCAAGAACACCUCAUCAAAGCAAAAGCAUUCACCAUAAAGAAGACCCUCCAAAUAUAUGUGCCCAUCCGACAGUUCUUUUAUAACCUCAUCCAUCCAGACUACAGCGCUGUGACUGAUGUGUAUGUGCUAAUGUUUCUUGCUGACACCGUGGACUUCAUCAUCAUUGUGUUUGGCUUUUGGGCCUUUGGGAAACACUCAGCAGCAGCAGAUAUCACAUCUUCACUUUCAGAGGACCAGGUCCCUGAGGCAUUUUUGGUAAUGGUGCUCAUUCAAUUUGGAACCAUGGUGGUAGACAGAGCAUUAUAUCUCAGGAAGACUGUAUUGGGAAAGGUGAUCUUCCAGGUCAUUCUUGUGUUUGGAAUACACUUCUGGAUGUUCUUCAUCUUGCCAGGUGUGACUGAGAGGAAAUUCAGCCAGAACCUGGUUGCUCAGCUUUGGUAUUUCGUGAAAUGUGUUUAUUUUGGCCUGUCUGCCUACCAGAUUCGCUGUGGCUAUCCAACUCGGGUACUGGGAAACUUCCUCACCAAAAGUUAUAAUUAUGUCAACCUCUUCUUAUUUCAAGGGUUCCGCCUGGUUCCAUUUUUGACUGAAUUGAGAGCUGUGAUGGACUGGGUGUGGACAGACACCACUCUGAGCCUUUCCAGCUGGAUCUGUGUAGAAGAUAUUUAUGCUCACAUAUUCAUUCUUAAGUGCUGGCGGGAAUCUGAAAAAAGAUAUCCCCAGCCCCGAGGACAGAAGAAAAAGAAGGUAGUGAAGUAUGGCAUGGGAGGCAUGAUCAUUGUCCUAUUGAUUUGUAUUGUCUGGUUCCCCCUCCUUUUUAUGUCUCUGAUCAAGUCUGUUGCUGGAGUCAUCAAUCAGCCCCUGGAUGUCUCCGUCAAGAUAACUCUGGGAGGGUAUCAGCCUAUUUUCACUAUGAGUGCUCAACAGAGCCAGUUGAAACUUAUGGAGCCACCUUUGUACAAAGCAUUUCUAAGGAAUUAUUCAACAAAUACUAAUGCUAUGCAAUUUCUGGAAAAUUAUCAAAGAGAAGACAUAACAAUAGUAGAACUGGAAGGAAAUUCAAAUUCUUUGUGGACCAUCAGCCCUCCCAGUAAGCUGAAAAUGAUAAAAGAACUCAAGGAUUUUAAUAAUAGCUUCUCUCUUGUUUUUUCAUGGAGUAUUCAGAGAAACCUCAGUCUGGGUGCAAAAUCAGAAAUAGCAUCAGAUAAGCUUUCUUUUAACCUUGAAAAUGAGACCAGAAUUUCUAUCGCAAACAUGAUGUCUGACUCCAAAACAACAGCGACACCAGCGACUAUAAAAGGGAUAUAUCCAUAUUACCUCAAAGCUCCUAGUGAUGCCAAUACAAAACCCAUAAAGCAGCUUUUAAAAGAUAAUAAUUUUAAAGAUAUCACCAUCAUUUUGUCCCGAGACAAUAGCAGUAUAACUGAGAAUGAAUGGUGGGUUCUUAACCAGCUUGGACACAAGUUACAUAACAAAGAUACUCAAGGUUUGGAAUUGGUGGUAUUCAAUGACAAAGUUAGCCCUCCCAGUCUUGGAUUCCUUGCUGGCUAUGGUAUAAUGGGACUGUAUGCGUCUGUUGUCCUUGUGAUUGGGAAGUUUGUCCGUGAAUUCUUCAGUGGGAUCUCACACUCCAUAAUGUUUGAAGAGCUUCCAAAUGUAGAUAGAAUUUUGAAAUUGUGCACCGACAUUUUCUUAGUGAGAGAGACAGGGGAACUGGAACUAGAGGAAGACUUAUAUGCCAAACUGAUAUUCCUGUAUCGCUCACCAGAGACAAUGAUCAAAUGGACUAGGGAAAAAGACAACUGAUGCUGUGAGAUGCAAAAUGCAAAUAAAAUUGACAUUUAAUUUUUUUUAAAAGCACAAAAUUCUCAGAAGAACCAAGUGUUUUUUAGGUGGGCAUUGGUGGCCUCUCCCAGAAUCCACACCGCCUUUCUGACUAAGAGAUGAUAGUGAAGAUUGGUUUUGAUGUUUUUAAAUUCUGCUUCUAUCAAACCACGGGAACUUGAUUUAUAAUGUUGUCAGCAGUGUCUGGCAUUGUGGCCAAGCAAAAGAGCCAUAUUUAUGAAUUCAGAGAGGACCAAGGGGGAAAGGAACAAAAAGAAAAGCUGCUUCGUGGAUGGUUUAACUAGGCCUACAAUGGUGACACAGUUUGGGUAUGCAAAAUCCAGCUUUCCAUCGCUAACUGUGAAAAAGCCAUGAUGGAAAAUGAGGAGACCGCCAGCACACAAGCAGUGGGGUAUAUCAAUGUGAGGCUGAGUCUCUUCACCCUACCUGUUUCUGGCAAAACAGCUAUUGAUGCAUUGAGACCUCAAAUAGAGAAUAAGCCUCAUUCUAAGCAAAAAGAUAACCUUAGUGAUAAUCUCUUACUGCCUUAUUUUAAUUGAAAAAAAAUCAUAUGAAGAAAAUUUCCAUUAAAUAUUAAUGACUUCUCAGGAAAAAAACAAAAACAACAGUGAAACCCAUUUUGCUAAGAUCCUGCAGAUCGCUAACACCAAUGACGACGACUGUUUUAUGAGGUUAUUUGCUUCACAGUUACUGCUCCUCAUUAGACAUAGACAUACGGUAUAAAACAAGGCAGCCCAAUUAUAUAAGGAGCACUUUGACUUUAUAAAUCUUUAAUAACCGAGGUCAUAAGCAUUUUCCUGCCUUUUCCCCCUCCUUUAACAUGCUUCCCACCCCAUCCCCAUUUUGAUGAUUUAAGGCAAUGGUUUUUCCAGUAUAUGACAUUUUCCUUCCAGUUUUUCAGGUAUACCAAAGUGUUUACAUAUUCCAACUCACAUUUUUACAUCCAAGACGGGUUUUUUUAAGUUCAUAAUUAUGAAAGAAGUAUGUAUUUGAGCUUGGGGGAAAUAAAAUGGCCUUUUUCUUAAAUUAUUAUCAUUGGUGAUACAACCUCUUCAUUAAAGAACAAUGUAGCAUGAAAAUUUAUGAUUGAAAUGUAGUUUUCAUUACAUGUUAACUUAUGGUUUCAAAGAAGAAUCAUUGAGUAAACUGAGGUAUGUGAAAAGGUUAUUCUGGGUAGUUUGGAUUUGGGAAUGACACAGAAAUAAAACUCAUGUUGUACAGUCAUUUUAAAGAUACUCAUUAUUCUACCAUUUUGCAUGGAAUAUUUGAAAGGGGUGUGGGGGAAGUGUUUAUCCAUGACAUAUACCCAGGAAUGAAGAAACCCCAAUGGAAAUGAAGAAUCAGGUCUUUUCCUCUUCGCUGCUGUGUAUGAACAAUGUAAUAGGUUACCACUUAGCAAAUAUCAAGGUUCUAAACU